Molecule: messenger RNA, 1553 nt
Organism: Gigantopelta aegis
Lineage: Eukaryota; Metazoa; Mollusca; Gastropoda; Neomphalida; Peltospiridae
Product: alpha-L-fucosidase-like
Exons: 8
Coding region: 1-1383 (460 amino acids)
Biological process (GO): glycoside catabolic process; fucose metabolic process
Cellular component (GO): lysosome
Molecular function (GO): alpha-L-fucosidase activity
Source: RefSeq, a predicted model, not a curated record
AUGGCAGCCGCUGUGGUCUGGGUGACUGCUUUCAGUUUACUUUUAGUGGCUAGCGGUAAAAGAUACGAACCAAACUGGAAUUCUCUGCAGAGUCGACCACUACCUCCGUGGUACGAUGAGGCAAAAUAUGGUAUUUUCAUCCACUGGAGUGUAUUUUCGGUACCGAGCUAUGUGUCAGCUUGGUUUUGGUACGCCUGGGAAGUGCAGAAAAACCCAGCCAUUGUCAAGUAUAUGGAGGACAACUUUCCACCAGGUUUCACUUAUGCAGACUUCGCUCCAAUGUUUACAACGGAGUUUUUCAAUGCAGACGAAUGGGUGGAUUUGUUUAAAGAUGCUGGUGCAAAAUUUAUAGUGUUUGUGACGAAGCACCAUGAAGGGUACUGCAACUGGCCGUCCAAAUACUGCUGGAACUGGAACUCUGCUGAUGUUGGUCCCAGGCGAGAUCUUGUUGGUGAACUUGCCUCAUCUGUGCGGAAAAGAAGUGACAUUCAUCUAGGACUGUAUCACUCACUGUUUGAGUUCAUGAACCCUCUCUUCAUUAAGGAUCAAGCCAACAACUUUACAACCAAUGACUUUGUUGUUACCAAGACGAUGCCUGAACUGUAUGAGUUGGUGAACAAGUACAAGCCAGACAUCGUCCACUCGGAUGGGGACUGGAUGGCACCUGACACAUACUGGAACUCCACGGGCUUCCUCGCAUGGUUGUACAAUGACAGCCCAGUGAAAGAUACUGUGCUAGUGAGUGAUGCUUGGGGCAUUGGCUGUGGAUGCAAACAUGGAGGAUACUUCACCUGUGGGGAUAACUUCAACCCUAAAACACUUCAGAAGUUCAAGUUUCAGAACCAGAUGUCGAUAGACAAAUCUGGGUGGACUUGGAGACGGACUGCACAAGUUGGUGACUUUCACACAGUGGAGGAGCUGAUCACACAGCUAGUUCAGACUGUCAGUUGUGGUGGAAACUUUUUGAUGAAUAUCGGACCAGAAAAGGAUGGGACAAUUAAUCCAAUAUACCAGGAGAGACUGCAGCAGAUGGGUCAGUGGUUGAGAGUGAAUGGAGAAGCCAUCUAUGCCACAAAACCAUGGUUAUUUCAAAAUGACACAGUAACGCCAGAUAUUUGGUACACAGCGAAAAAUAUGUCUGAUGGAAAUGUGGCAGUGUAUGCAAUUAGCCUCACCUGGCCAGAAGGUGGAAUUCUGUCAAUGAAGGACCCAAUCCCAUCGUCAUCAACAACCGUAUCCAUGCUCGGUUACCAGGGCAACUUUGACUGGACACCUCAACCGCUUGGUGGAAUGAAUAUCUAUAUACCUCCCAUACCUUUUAAUAAAUUACCAAGCAAAUGGGCAUGGGUCUUCAAGAUGGAGAAUCUUAAAAACAUGAGAUAAACAUUUUGAUAAUGGUUCAGUUUCAUUGAUACUUACUUACUUUGUAGUAAAUCAUGUAAAAUUAUUUUUAUAGACAUUUAUGGUUGUACAUUUCAACAAUUACUCUUGAUUUAGUUUAUUCAUUGAUUGGUAUUUUAUAUGUAUAAAAAUAUAAAUAAUAUAUUGAUGAA